AAACCAAACCAUUACAGGCUUUGCAGCCGACUGGGCGGAGAGAGAAUCGGACGGGCGCACGGAGGCAGAGCCGCCGCGGAGGAUGGCGACACCGAUGGCCGGGGAGGGGCCGAUCGCGCACGCGGCAAUACUGCCGCGCUCUCCUCCUCUCCCGACGGCCGCGGGGGUGUCGGCGGCCGAGGCGCCAGUGCUCAUCUUCGUCUACUUCCACAAGGCGAUCCGCGCGGAGCUGGAGAGGAUGCGCGCCGCGGCGGUGCUGCUCGCGACGGAGCGCGCGGGGGACGUGGCGGCGCUCGAGGCGCGCUGCCGCUUCCUCUUCUCAAUCUACAGGCACCACUGCGACGCCGAGGACGCGGUUAUCUUUCCAGCACUGGAUAUUCGAGUGAAAAAUGUAGCAGGGACAUAUUCUCUUGAACACAAAGGGGAAAAUGAUCUCUUUGCACAUCUAUUCGCUCUGCUACAGCUAGAUGUGCAGAAUGAUGAUGGUAUUCGGAGGGAGCUUGCAUCCUGUACUGGAGCAAUUCAAACGUUUCUAACCCAACAUAUGUCCAAGGAAGAAGAACAGGUCUUCCCAUUGCUCAUCAAGAAGUUUUCACACGAAGAGCAAGCUGGUUUAGUUUGGCAGUUCUUAUGCAGCAUCCCUGUAAAUAUGAUGGCAGAGUUCCUUCCAUGGCUUUCAGCUUCUGUUUCACCUGAUGAGAACCAAGAUAUUCUUGACUGCCUACGUAAAAUAGUUCCUGAAGAGAAACUUCUCCAAGAGAUUAUAUUCUCAUGGAUUGAAGGUAAAUCAUUCAGAACAAUAACACAAGAUUUCUGCAGUCCUUGUUCAAAAAGCAGUUUCAGAUAUGAGUGUAGCUCUGAUCAAUCAGAUAAGCAUGUAUGCUCACUUGAGCAUUCUAAAGUUGGAAAGAGGAAGUGCUCAGAAUCUAGUCAUAGUCAGCUUGCCGUGCAUCCAAUUGAUGAGAUUCUGUAUUGGCACAAUGCUAUUCGGAGCGAACUCAGUGAUAUAGCAGAAGAGACAAGGAGGAUCCAGCAGUCUGGAUUUUUCUCUGGCAUAUCAGCCUUUAAUACGAGGCUGCAAUUUAUUGCAGAUGUGUGCAUUUUCCACAGUAUUGCCGAGGAUCAAGUUAUAUUCCCUGCAGUGGAUGGUGAAUUGUCCUUUGUGCAGGAGCAUGCUGAAGAAGAGCGACGGUUUAAUAAAUUUAGAUGUUUAAUUGAACAAGUUCAAAAAGCAGGAGCCAGAUCAACUGCAGUGGAUUUUUACUCUGAGUUAUGUGCACAAGCUGACCAGAUAAUGCAGAAAAUCGAGAGACACUUCAAUGAUGAGGAAACAAAGGUACUUCCUGAAGCUAGAAUAAAUUUCUCACCUGAGAAACAAAGGGAACUUUUAUAUAGGAGUCUAUGUGUCAUGCCAUUGAAGCUACUGGAACGUGUUUUACCAUGGUUCACAGCCAAGCUGAGGGAUGAAGAUGCGGUGUCUUUUCUUCAGAAUAUGCGAUUGGCAGCUCCUUCCUCUGAAACUGCAUUGGUCACCCUUCUCUCCGGCUGGGCAUGCAAAGGUCGUUUGGAGGACACAUCCAACCCUGGAAAGUUUAUAUGCUUGACAUCAGGAGCAAUGAGCCCCGCAUUGGAUGGAAAUGAGUUCAAAAAAUGUUUGUCAUUCUGUCCAUGUUCUAUAGGUUACAAUGGAGAUUUUUCUAGGCCAGUCAAGCGAGCAAGUCGUGCAGAAUCUAGUACCAAUAUUAACAGAAAUCACUGCUUGCAAAGUGCUGACAUUGAAGAAUCUCCAUGCAACAACAGACCCUGUUGCAUUCCCAGGUUAAGAGUAGAAAGUAGCUACCUCUGUGUUAAUUCAUUUGCCUCUACAAAGUCCUUCCGCUCUCUGCCUUACAACUAUUCUGCACCUUCAUUAUAUUCAAGCCUUUUUUCAUGGGAGACAGAUGCAUCGUUUUCUGGCCCAGAUAACAUUUCUAGGCCGAUUGACACCAUAUUCAAGUUUCAUAAGGCAAUUCGCAAGGAUUUAGAGUUUUUAGAUGUUGAGUCUGGAAAGCUUAUCGAUGAGAAUGAAUCUUGCCUUCGCCAAUUCAUUGGAAGGUUUCAUUUACUGUGGGGUCUUUAUAGAGCGCACAGCAAUGCUGAAGAUGAGACUGUAUUUCCUGCUCUUGAAUCGAAGGAGACAUUGCACAAUGUCAGCCACUCAUACACUCUUGAUCACAAGCAGGAAGAAGAAUUGUUUCAAGAUAUAUCCACUGUCCUAUCUGAGAUUUCACAACUACAUGAUGCUUUGGGCCAACCCCUUGAUGUUGAAGCUGUCAGAAAGCGUAAUGAACUUUUGACACAGCUUCAAGGAUUGUGCAAGUCUAUUCGGGUCACCUUGUCUAAUCACGUUCACAGAGAAGAACUUGAGUUGUGGCCAUUGUUUGAUAAACAUUUUUCUGUAGAGGAGCAGGAUAAGAUUAUUGGUCGUAUAAUAGGAACAACAGGUGCUGAGGUUCUGCAGUCAAUGUUACCUUGGGUUACAUCGGCACUUAGCCUUGAGGAACAGAACAAAAUGCUGGAUACAUGGAAGCAAGCGACUAAGAAUACAAUGUUCGAUGAAUGGCUAAAUGAAUGGUGGAAGGGACCUUUAACUUCAUCAGACCCAUCAGGCAAGGCUGCUCCUCCAGAAGAAAGUCAUUUUCAGGAGAAUCUUGAACAGUGCGACCAGAUGUUUAGGCCUGGCUGGAAGGACAUCUUCCGAAUGAAUCAGAGUGAGCUCGAGGCUGAGAUACGAAAGGUAUCUCGAGAUUCUACACUAGAUCCAAGGAGGAAGGCCUAUCUGAUCCAAAAUCUCAUGACCAGCCGCUGGAUAGCUGCUCAGCAGAAAUCACAACCAAGUGCAGAAGAUCAUAACAGAUGUACAGGAAUACCUGGAUGUGUUCCUUCAUAUCGAGAUCCAGAGAAACAAAUAUUUGGUUGUGAGCACUACAAACGAAACUGCAAGCUUGUUGCUGUAUGCUGCAAUAAGCUAUUCACAUGCAGAUUCUGCCAUGAUAAAGCUAGUGACCAUACAAUGGAAAGGAAAGCAACGGUGGAGAUGAUGUGCAUGCUAUGCCUGAAUGUUCAACCAGUUGGUCCAACUUGCCAAACUCCUUCUUGCAAUGGGCUAUCUAUGGCAAAGUAUUAUUGUAGCAUAUGCAAGUUUUUUGACGAUGAAAGGAGUGUCUAUCAUUGUCCUUUUUGUAAUUUGUGUCGUCUUGGGAACGGAUUGGGUGCUGAUUUCUUCCAUUGCAUGAAGUGCAACUGUUGCCUUGGCAUGAAAUUGAUAGAACAUAAAUGCCGAGAAAAGAUGCUAGAGAUGAAUUGUCCAAUCUGCUGCGACUUCCUAUUUACAUCAAGUGCAGCAGUUAAAGGUCUUCCUUGUGGCCAUUUCAUGCAUUCAGCUUGCUUUCAGGCAUAUACUUGUACUCACUACACUUGUCCAAUCUGCUCCAAAUCUUUGGGUGAUAUGACGGUGUAUUUUGGCAUGCUUGAUGGUUUGCUGGCUGCAGAACAGCUUCCUGAGGAAUACCGGGACCGUUGUCAGGACAUACUUUGUAACGACUGUGAGAGAAAAGGUAGAUCUCGUUUCCAUUGGCUGUACCACAAAUGUGGCUUCUGUGGUUCGUAUAACACCAGAGUCAUCAAGACUGACACGGCAGAGUGUUCUACAUCAAAUUAACCAGGCGAGAUUUAUUUGCUCGUCUUUUUGUGCGAUUCAUUGUUGUAAAUAUAUUUAUGUCAACGAGAGGGAAACCUUGUGUUCGUAGCUUUGAUAAAUAAGUCAUUCAUUUCAUAGCCA
Messenger RNA from Phragmites australis (common reed), 3820 nucleotides. RefSeq names its product zinc finger protein BRUTUS-like. The transcript is spliced from 14 exons. NCBI's taxonomy places the organism in Eukaryota, Viridiplantae, Streptophyta, Magnoliopsida, Poales, Poaceae. Gene Ontology annotation, cellular component: nucleus. Gene Ontology annotation, biological process: protein ubiquitination; ubiquitin-dependent protein catabolic process. Gene Ontology annotation, molecular function: zinc ion binding; ubiquitin protein ligase activity. Bases 83 to 3700 code for a protein of 1205 amino acids. The record is from RefSeq and is a predicted model, not a curated record.